Oreochromis aureus is the source of this 3592-nucleotide messenger RNA. Its product is annotated as transmembrane protein 150A. The transcript is spliced from 8 exons. Lineage: Eukaryota; Metazoa; Chordata; Actinopteri; Cichliformes; Cichlidae. The coding region runs from base 433 to 1305 and encodes 290 amino acids. Gene Ontology annotation, biological process: protein localization to plasma membrane. The record is from RefSeq and is a predicted model, not a curated record.
UGUUCUCGGUCUUGAAUUUUUUCUUGUUUCGGAGCUUAUCGCUGGGGUUAGCGGAAACCGAGAUGCGUGCAGGUGUCAAGUCAAACGAACUGGUAAAGUGCGAGCUAACUAGCUAGCUAGGCUGAAGCUAGCGAGGCUAACGGUUGGGUUUCCGCGGUUUGCAAAGAAGGCUGCGGAGCUCCGGGAUCUUACUGCCUUUGGUUGGCCGGAGUAGACGGUGGAAAAGGUUGCUGCUGUUUGCAGGAACGUGUGGAGCAGAAGAGCUGUGCCAUUCCCCCUUUUGCCCUCUCAUGCCCCCCUUUCCCCCGUGUGUCUCCCUGUGUGUUAGUGCCCCCACACCCCCACCCACCCCCAACCUGAUCCGUUGCCGCUCCAGCCCAAAGUCACCCUCUCACCCCAUGCUUGGGACAAAGGUUGCUCACUGCCAGCCCAAUGACUGCCUGGAUUGUACUACCUGUCAGCUUGUCUGCCUUCUCCAUCACAGGAAUAUGGAUAGUGUAUGCCAUGGCUGUGAUGAAUCACCAUGUGUGUCCUGUGGAGAACUGGUUUUACAAUGUAACAUGCAUAGAGGAGCUGCCCCGGCCAGGCUUCCCGAAGUCAUGCUGCACCAUCCAGGACAUCCCCCUCAUCAGUAAAUGUGGCUCCUACCCUCCUGAAAGCUGUCUGUUCAGCCUGAUAGGCAAUGUUGGAGCCUUCAUGGUUGUGAUGGUGUGCUUUUUGCGCUACGCCCAAGUGAUCGAACACAGCCACAGAUGCUGGGUCAACACCAGCGCUCUGGUGUCUGGCUGCACCAAUGCCAUUGGUCUUGUCAUGGUGGGCAACUUUCAGGUUGAUCACGCCAAAUCUCUUCACUAUGUGGGAGCGGGUGUGGCCUUUCCAGCAGGGCUGCUGUUUGUGUGCCUGCAGUGUGUGCUGACCUACCGUCUGGCUGUGACGGCCCUCGACUACUGGAUGGCUCAUUUCCGAGUGGCUCUGGCACUGGGAGCCAUGAUCUCCCUCGUCUUCAGCGGCAUCUUCUUCAUUCACGAGAGCUUCACCCUGCAGCACGCCGCAGCCAUCUGCGAGUGGGUCUUCACGGUGGACAUCCUGGUUUUCUACGGCACCUUCACCUAUGAGUUUGGCACCGUCACCAGUGAGACCAUGAUGGCAGGCUUGCAGCAGAGCCACCACGGCUCAGGCGUGAUCAUGGGUUCCAGGGGCCAGGGCUCAACAUUAGGAGGGGCAACCAAAGGCCUCAAGUCCCCUGGGGGAAGCAGCACAUCGACACAUCUCAACUGUACCCCAGAGAGCACAGCCAUGUUGUAGCUGUGCAGCCCAGCCGAAAGGUCUGAAACAUCACCGCAGAGGUGCUUCACGGGCUCCCACAGGAAGCCAAGCUGACAGAAGCAGCACAUGGAGGAAGAGGAGGCGUUUGGAUAUCCUCAACCUGUUUUUUGUUUUUAAAUCUCCACUGUUGGCAUGACCUGCUACAGUUGUUUCCUGUAGUGUUGUUGAAAGUUUGGAGCCAUGAAUGUUCCUCGGUGGCUUUUGAUCUGGGCACUUCUGCAUUAGGUAGGGUGUUGCCUGACCGGGAGAGUAGUUUGUUUUUUGUUUUUUUUACUCUGCAUAGCUGGUCCCUUGAUGGUUUUCUCCUUCUCCCCAGACUCCUACCCAAAACUUUUGUGUGGCUGACCUGCUUCGGCGUUUUGCUUCUCUCUGCACGGCACACUUUUCUUUCUAUCUUUUUCUUUUAACAGAAGAGCAUUUCAUGUUUGAUUUCCGAGUUUGUGUAGUAGGUAGGAACCACUGAAUGUCUGAGAAAUGAAUAGUUCCGUUAUGUUUUACAGUUUGAGAGCACACAGGCUUUUUUUAAUCAAUCAAGCAUAAAUUAAUUAUUGCACCUGCCUUUGGUUUGGUUGCACAGAUAAUUUGAAUUCAGAUGGUCAAGGUACUUUUUAAAUAAUUUUUUUAAAAACGUGUAAAUGUGUAUCUUGGGCCUGCGUCCCUCGUGUGCGAGCAGCAUGGAAAUGAAUCAAUGAUAAUUGUCAUCUCCUUUAUGUCGUUCCAUUAAUUUGUAGUCAGUUUCUUUGGAAUGCUAACAUUUCAUGUUACCCUUUAUUUCACCGAUGUCCACGCAAUAACUGCCAUCAGUCAUGUGAUAAUGAGUUUAAUGCAAACCUUCUCUUUGGUUCUGACUGACAUUUAAAGCCCAUGUUAUGAUAAAACAAGUUCGCAUGUGAGUUAAAACAAGAAUCUACUUUGGCAUUUGAGAAUAACGCAGUUCUUGUUUGCACAUUGAUGUGAUUCCAAGCUGGACCCUUGGAAGCCUUAUUUGAGUUCAUCGACCAACGUUUUGUUUCAGUAUGAAGGGAUGUGAAGCCCAAGGUAGUGUGAUUUAUUCACAGGAGAGGUACAUAUGAUACAGGCUGUAGACUGAUGUCAAAGUGCUUUAUGUAAUGCGUUUUUGUUUGGUUUUUAAUUGUGUUGUUGCCAAUUUCUCUUAAGUUGUUAUCUUUGUAGUAGCUCAACACCAGACUGCCACACAUCACCACUGGUCAAACAGCAGCUGGCUAAUGCUGCCUGUUACAUUUCUUUGUUGGAGUGAAUGAGGUGUGUUUCACAGAUGCACAGUAUUCUGCCCUCUGUAUAGUGUUGAGUCAUUUUAAACUGUCUGAAACACUGGAUGCCAGCAAUACUUUUUUUUUUUUUCUUCUUUUUUUAAAAGGUCACCUACCUCUAUCGUUUGUCAGUUGGAUGUUACCAGAAGGUGAAAGCUUCUAGUACAGAAUACAGUUGUGAAACCUUUUCCAUCUCGCAGCGUUUGAGGUAUUUAAUGUUAUGGCGAGUCGGCAGUCUGCGGCUCUGUCUGCAAGUAUCUGUCCUAAGAAGUGUCAGCAUCCUGUGUAACAGCACAGUGGAUGCACUGUUACACAGGAUGCGCAAUCAUGUGUCUGUUUUGUCAAUCCUGUUUGUCCUGCAAAACUUGCCAAAAAGACUAAAAUCUACUCCAGGUUGAGUUAAAAAUUUUUUUGUGUCUUUUCUGUUUUACCAUUACAUCUUUUAUUGUACUUUUUUUUUUUUUCUUUUCUUUUUUUUCCCCCUUCUUCUCAUGUGUUCACCUGUAACCUGUUUUGCUAUACUGUAACUGAGUCACGCAGUUUGACUCCCAAUGGCAGCUUGUUUGAGUCCUCACAUUGGGGCUGGGAUUAUUCUGUUACAGCAUCUAUACCAUAAUGCCAUCUUCCACACGCCAAAUAUUAAAUUAAAGUGGAUUUCAUUAUUAUUUUUUUCUUUCUAUCCAAAUGUACACUUCAAUAUGCAGUCAGAUCAUUAGGUUGUUUGUGUAAGAACACUGUAUUACAAAAAGCCGCCUGAACUGUACGUCUUGAACUUUAACAACACAGAAAAACUUUACUGAUCCUAUUUUUCUUUUGAAUUUGAAGAGUAUGUAAAGGAAUGGUAAUCACGAGUCUGACAAAUCCCUGAAAUCAAGUCAACACAAAUUGUGUUUUUUAUAAAUUCUGUAAAUAUGUAUGAUUUUUGUCUAUCAUUUAGGUAUUUUCAUUUGACAGAGAUUUAUAUUCAAAUAUGAAAUAAAAAUGAUAAAUUAUUA